UUGUCUGUGUAUUAUCCAUGUUACGACGGCACCCGAUAAAACAAAAAGGAACCCCAUAAUAAAAAGCCAUGAUAGACCCACUAACGGUUCUGAUUGAACGGGUUUGCAUCAAUCUAAUCAGAAAGACCAAUCCUGCGGUUUUGAUUGAUGGGAUUGACUAGCUAAGCCUGACACUUGUUAACACUGUAUUAUUAUUAUAACAGAGUGGCUGCUGCUGCUGAUAUAUUGAUCCAGUCCACUUUUGUUUUUUCUUUUUUUCCUUCUUCUUUUUUUCCUUCUUCUUUCCAUGGGUUUCUGUGCACCCAACUGAGAUGAAGCAGCAGAGUGCAUGUUAGUUUAAGCAAUCUUGAAUCUGGUUCAACUCGUUUACCAUUGGACCUUUGAGAAAGAACUUGAUAAUGGAUCAUGAAGAGAAGCUAUGUGCAGAAACUUGGGCAAAAUCUUCAUCUUCUGCUGAUGAAUUACCAAAAGACAUGUCUGCCAGCAAACCAUCCUUCAACAAUUUCAAUUUCAAUUUGCAGCAACAACAGAAAUGGCAAGAUACGUCUAUCUACAAUCUCAGGAUUGUUCCACCUUUCCAAGAAUUUAGCCCACAAUCAGAAACUCAAACUUUACAUCCUUCAGAUUGCAAUGAUCAAAUGAAAAUCAUGGAUCAAGAUGACAACCAAAUUAAUGAGACCCUUCAAAGCAACAAAAUCCAGGAUUGGGAUCCUAGGACCAUGCUUAACAAUCUCUCUUUUCUUGAGGAAAAGAUCCAUCAAUUACAAAAUUUGGUGCAUUUGAUUGUUGGCCGGAGGAGUCAGGUUUUGGGACGGCCAGAUGAACUUGUAGCUCAGCAGCAGCAGCUCAUCACUGCUGAUCUCACUUCGAUUAUUGUUCAAUUGAUCUCUACCGCAGGUAGUCUUCUUCCAUCUGUCAAGCAUACACUUUCUACAAUCACACCUGCUGGACAGCUUGGGGGGAUUCUUUUUCCUUCUGGGGCAGGAAUGAAUGGUAGUACACAACCUCAACAAAAUGCUGGAAGUAAAGUUUCUGAACAGUCUAACCAGAUGGAUGUUACUGUUAAUUGUGGGACUGAGCAGAACUACUCUAUCGAAGAACAUGAAUUGAAAGACGAAGAAGAUGCCGAGGAAGGAGAGAAUCUUCCACCUGGUUCGUAUGAGAUCUUACAACUAGAAAAAGAAGAAAUACUUGCACCACAUACUCACUUUUGCACAGUAUGUGGAAAAGGGUUCAAGAGAGAUGCAAAUUUACGCAUGCAUAUGAGAGGUCAUGGUGAUGAGUAUAAAACCCCUGCUGCACUUGCAAAACCCAACAAGGAAUCUAGUUCAGAAACAGUGCUCAUAAAGAGGUAUUCCUGCCCCUAUGCUGGCUGCAAGCGGAACAAGGAUCACAAAAAGUUUCAACCUUUGAAGACUAUUUUGUGUGUCAAAAACCAUUACAAGAGAACUCAUUGUGACAAGAGCUAUACUUGUAGCCGGUGCAACACCAAGAAAUUCUCAGUUAUUGCAGAUCUCAAAACUCAUGAGAAGCAUUGUGGCAAGGAUAAAUGGCUUUGUUCGUGUGGUACGACCUUUUCAAGGAAAGACAAGCUUUUUGGACACAUUGCUCUCUUCCAAGGUCAUACUCCUGCAAUUCCUCCUGAUGAAACGAAAGCACCAUCUGCCCCAUCUGAUAAAGGGGAUGACAAGACUGUUGGUAUGAACUUUAGCUUUGGCCCUGGUGGUGCUAAUGGAAGUGGAGCUCAAAAUAUUAUGGAUGUGAAGGUUGGUGUGGAUGAUUCUGUUAGUUAUUUUUCACCAUUGAACUUUGAUACCUGUAACUUUGGUGGGUUUCAUGAGUUCCCUCGACCUCCAUUUGAUGAUUCAGAAAGUUCAUUAUCUUUUCUUAUUUCCGGUUCUUGUAAUUACAAUCAAAAAGCUGGAGGGGACCCUAGUGCUAAUAAUCUUCAGCAACGUUUCUAGAUAUUUUGCUAUUUGAUUGUAUUAUUUAUCCUAGAGUUUCUAAUUGAUGUUAUAUUUGUAAUUGGAGGAUGUCCAUUGUAAUUGCAUUAGUUUAAAUAAAUUCUCCUCUUUAGCCAUUCAA
Jatropha curcas is the source of this 2085-nucleotide messenger RNA. It is a transcript of the gene STOP1, whose product is annotated as C2H2 and C2HC zinc fingers superfamily protein. The record is from RefSeq and is a predicted model, not a curated record. Gene Ontology annotation, biological process: response to aluminum ion; response to acidic pH. Lineage: Eukaryota; Viridiplantae; Streptophyta; Magnoliopsida; Malpighiales; Euphorbiaceae.